Hyla sarda is the source of this 2424-nucleotide messenger RNA. RefSeq names its product isthmin 1 (gene ISM1). NCBI's taxonomy places the organism in Eukaryota, Metazoa, Chordata, Amphibia, Anura, Hylidae. Gene Ontology annotation, biological process: negative regulation of angiogenesis. The transcript has 6 exons. Bases 570 to 1925 code for a protein of 451 amino acids. The record is from RefSeq and is a predicted model, not a curated record.
GAGAGGCUUCUGCCCAGGAGGAGUGGUAGUGGGGGCAGGCGGUAGUGACCGGAGGAGGGCGCUGUGCUGCAAGGGGAAACUUUUUUUCUCGGUGCGGCAGGUAGGAGAUCGCAUGGAUUCCUGUAGGAUGGAUACACAGCGGAGCCCUUAUAUGUGACUGUCGCCUGUCACAUUGUAUCAGUGCCUGAGAGACACAGCGACCCCCGCACUGGAGCCGGUGGAUCGCGGUACUGCACACCUGUGCACGCUACUUGGGGGACACGUCGUGGUGGGGUGCAGCCCAUGUUGAAUCUGGAUCUCCGCUGGCUCAACCAAGUCCUGCCCGCUACCGAUCCGCCUCCACCCCCGGCUUGGGGAGACCCUGACUCGCCUCCUCCCUCUGCUGAAGCUUUCCCUGGGGCUUUGUUCCUUCCUGUCCCGCAGUGGCUCCCAAGUGCUGCUGCUGCUGCUGCGGUGGUGGUGGCGGUGCUGGCGGCGGCUCCUCCACCCAGCCGGCCCCCCUGGACCCGGAGAACGGGGGUUCAGCUGGCCCGAGCCCGAGGGCACUGAAAGCUGGACGGAUCAAGAGGAUGGUGCGGCUGGCAGCGGAGCUCCUGCUACUGCUGGGACUUGUGCUACUUACACUGCACAUCACUGUGCUGAGAGGGAGUCCUGCCAGCCCUGCCAAUGUCAGCAGCCAGCACCAGAAUGGGGAGUCCUCUUCAGAAUCAAGCUUUCCAUUCUACCAUGGUGAGAGACAAGAAUAUCUUGAGGACCAGGCGACACGCCGGUCUCUUCCCAAACAUCAUCUUAUGACCAAUGGACACUCCUCUUUACAAAGAGAUGGACCGGGCUCAUUCCUUUUGGAUCUUCCAAACUUUCCUGACCUGUCCAAGGCAGAUGUAAACGGACAAAAUCCAAACAUUCAGGUUACAAUUGAAGUAGUUGACGGAGCAGACGCAGAGCCGGAAAAUGAAAUGCCAAAGGACAACAAGCCCAGCUGGCCAGUUCCAUCACCGGACUGGAGGAGUUGGUGGCAGAGGUCAUCAACAUUACCCAGGAUAAAUUAUGGAGGCCAGGAUUACAAAUAUGACAGCACCACUGAGGAUAGCAACUUCUUAAACCCUCUGAGUGGGUGGAAUAGACAAAUUCCCAGUCACCGUACACUUGAUUUGAAAGAACAGCCAGAGUAUGAUUACGCAGAUGGAGAAGGAGACUGGAGCACAUGGUCUGUGUGCAGCGUUACAUGUGGCAGCGGAAACCAGAAACGUACCAGAUCCUGUGGAUAUGCCUGCACAGCCACAGAGUCCCGAACGUGUGAUAUGCCAAAUUGUCCUGGAAUUGAAGACACGUUUAGAACGGCAGCAACAGAAGUGAGUCUCCUCGCUGGGAGCGAAGAAUUUAAUGCUACAAAGUUGUUUGGAGUUGAUACUGACAGUUGUGAACGUUGGAUGAACUGCAAAAGUGAAUUCCUCAAGAAGUAUAUGCAUAAAGUAGCCAAUGAUCUUCCAAGCUGCCCUUGCUCAUACCCUACAGAAGUAGCCUACAGCACCGCUGACAUAUAUGACCGUAUUAAAAGGAAGGAAUUUCGUUGGAAGGACGCAAGUGGUCCGAAGGAGAAACUUGAGAUUUACAAGCCAACAGCCAGAUACUGCAUACGGUCAAUGCUUUCUUUGGAGAGCACAACUCUAGCUGCACAGCACUGUUGUUUCGAUGACAGCAUGCAGUUAAUAACCCGGGGUAAAGGUGCAGGUACCCCGAAUCUGAUCAGCAUAGAGUUUUCUGCAGAACUACAUUACAAAGUAGACAGAUUACCAUGGAUCAUGUGCAAAGGUGACUGGAGUCGGUAUAAUGAUGUGCGACCUCCAAACAAUGGACAAAAAUGCACGGAGAACCCCUCAGAAGAAGACUAUUUAAAACAGUUCCAAGAAGCUCAAGAAUUCUAGACAUUCGUUAUGGUAAAAAGAUAUUUAUAGCAGGAUUGAGUCACCAUUUUACAGCUAGUCUUGUGUACUGUGGGAUGUACAAGACUAGUACAAGUACCUACCUUGUUUGUAACCAAUGUGGAUACAUGCCUGUAUCUAGAUUACCCUAGGCUUCUCUAUAAACAUUUUUGGCAGAUAGCAAUUUUUUACUUUGGUCCCGUGAAUUAUUUUCCAUAAUGAAAUUUUGCUUUAACCGACCAUGUUAAAGUUGGAGCUCUACAAAGACAACAUUAGCAGCUUUUGGUUAUGGUAACUUGAUCAGCUACCAUUACUUGCUGCUGCAAAGACUGCUUUUGAUGCUGCUGCAAUGGCCAGAUAGUCCUCCAAUUUCUCUAUGAGAUUAAUCGUUGGUAGCCCUAGCUUUAAGGACUACAUGGGCAGUUCAUAUAAAUGGCCCAUAAAGCCCCUUUUUUGCCCCUGCAAAAAAAUCUGGUUAAUAGAGCUGUAUCCCGUUCACACC